CUCAGCUGCCAGCCCGGCUUUUUAGGUGGCCACGGCGCAUGUGCUCCCGCUUAUUCCCUACUUCGUGUUGGGGAUGCGCUCGGACCCUGGCGUCUGGCUGUGUGCUGAACAUUUCGCUGUCAGGUGAUGUCAGAUGCCACGUGGAUUUUGUUUUGGCUCCGGCUGCAGUCAACGCAGAGGAAAGAAAGGUAUCGGUUUGGCGGGGCGAGAAUCCGAGAUAGGCUUCAGGGGCCCUGCUCAUUGCUGCCGCGUAAAACGCAAAGAAUUCACCUACUAUUUCUGAGCAUCAAUUUCCAGGCAUCACAUUGCCUGCGUGUCCCCCCCUUGCACUGAAAGGCAAAAUAAUAUGAAAUGGAAAAGAUCCCCCGACUAAACGAAAUUAAAAUAUAUUUGCUAUGAGAAAAAUAUGAAGGAAACAAUCAACUUUUAACUUUGCUUAAAGACAUUGAAAUACGUAUAACCUAUUUAAUUAGAACUGCACAUUGUUCUUUUACGGCGCUGGGGUGAGGGAGAGUCUCUAUGGUCCUGUGAUUUUUGUAUGAACCAGAUGAUUCAAACGACGCGAAAUCCUUCCAGUUUUUAGUUGGAGUGACCUUAUUUCUGCCACCCUCUCCGUUCUGUUGACUGACGGAAAGUGACAGUCCAACAACUCCCACCCUCGGUCGGGGGAAUCUCCAGUACAGUGCAACAUUACUGGAAGCUGAGAGUAUAGUUCUGCCAAAUAAUUCCUAGUACGUGGACUCCUUUGCACAAAAAAGUCAACGCAAAUAAAAAAUAAUAGAACAUAAAAGUUUGUUUUAAUUGAAAAGUUAACUUAAUGUCGCUGAUGUCUGUCUGCCCUAAUUUGAAAAGUUGAGUCACAGGGCUGGCCAGUUUGGAGUUCGUCGCUUUUGGGAUGUUAUAAAAUUGCUUUAGCGGAGUACUGGCAGGACAGUGAGAAGACGGCUGAGAGAAUAGUUUAUCUUCAGUUUGGGAGAAAAACACAGGAGUAACUGCUGAACGGAAUCUAUUGGGCCAAGGUUCAACAUGCAAACAGAUGAAAGCCCCAAGGUCCAAUCUUCUCUCAAAGACGCUUGCACCAACAGCACAGCUGAAAGGUUUUCACAACGACCAAUACCUCAGUCCCUUCAUUUAUUGCCUUAUCAAAAGCAGUUGCUGCUUCAAGAUGACUUGCCUACAUCGGAAGCCACUCCCAGGCUUCUCACGCCUGAGGAUCAUCUACCAGAGAAAAGGAGGAGAGUGUUUUCCAGCCCAGGGCUAGCAGGAGAAUUUGCACUGCACCUGCUGUAUUGUGCAGUUUUUGCUGUAGCUGUACUGGGUUUGCUUCACUGGGAUGGCAAGGUACAGUUAAUCCAAGGAAACAGUUGCAAAGAUGGUGAUCAAAGAAUUCAAAGGCCUCCGUGGAAGGUGUCAAGCAUGUCUUAUAAUGUCACAACCAAGCUGUCUGACAUUUACCCACUUCACAAACGAUUUGCACGGAGCACAAAACCAAGGAAAGACAAACAGCAAAGUAACUUGCUGACUAUCUACCAGAGAAUGACAGAAGUAAAAGAAAUACUACUGCCUUGUGAAUCUCUUGUUAAAGUAACCAAUUAUGUUCUGAGAGAAGCUUUGGGGAAAACUUUGGAAUUCUUCCCACUUCCAACCUGUGAUCAGAGGCUGAAUAACAAGACUAGCAAAGUUAAUCCACUCAGCCUCAUUAGGGUUAAGAUAAAACCACAGUUACUUUACCAAGUCUUACACUUCCUGAAAGAGCUAGACUUGCUGGUAGAUGCUCAUCAAGCAAAAGCAUUCUCCAUUGUGAAGAAGCUAAUGAUCAAUAAGCAAGAAAUGAUAUUGGGAAAGACAAGUAAAAACAAUAAUGAACAUGUCUUAAAAUGGCUGAAAAGGAACAGGACCCACAGAAAGUCCUUUAAACCAGUGGAUUGCCCAGAUAAGGCCCUAUAUUUAUUACCCUGGAAUCCUGGACAUCAUGAAAAUAAGAAGGUUAAGAUUGGAAGAGGGGUGUUCCUAAAACUAAUGUCUUCUGCCUCGCUACAUUCCAUUACCAUAGAGAAUGGGGGUAAACUCGUGUUUAACGAUGCACCGAAAUCUCCUAUCACUCUGAAAACCCGCUAUAUUCUGAUCAGGAACGGAGGAGAGCUGCACAUCGGAGCAGAGAAGUGCCCCUAUAAUUCCACCGCCACCAUCAUUCUCUACGGAAAGUCGACAGAUGCAUUAAACGUGGAGCAUUUUGGUCAGAAGUUCAUUGGUGUGGAUAAAGGGGGCAUUUUGGAGUUACACGGAAGGAAAAGCUUGUCUUGGACAUUCUUAGCCCAAACUCUCUACCCCGGCGGUUUGCAGUCUGGAGCUUACCGCUUCGACAAGUACUGGGGCAGCAGAGGUAUCAACGUCAGAGUGAUAGACCAAGGCACGGCCAAGGUACUGGCAGCCCACCGUUUCGACACUCAUCUCUGGGCUAACGAGAGCAGGCGGCUGCAGGAGUUUCUGCGUUGCCAACCGAGAGGGCGGGUUGUGGCCAUCGCUGUCGGGGAUUCGGCCUCCAGGAGACUGACGCUGUCUGCCAGGAAUGACCUGAGUGAACUGCUGGGGAGCAAAGAGGCGAGGUAUCUGGGCUACAGACAACCAUGGGCUGCUGUCGGAGUUAUUGGUGAAUCAUCUACUGUGGAAGAUAAACAACUAUAUCAGCCUAAUGGGUCAACUGAUAUGGCUGUAGCCAGAAGAGACUUUCAGACAUAUAAUGGGAUUCAUUUCACAGUUACUGCCUUCAGUGAGUGGGUGAGAGGUGUGCCUCACUGCGGCUUUCGUGUGGGUGUGUCAAAUAGUGUCAUUCUUAAUUUAAUGGAUGAUGCCACAAGCUGGUUGCCUGGUGAUCAAAUAGUCAUUGCAAGCACUGAUUACUCUAUGCAUCAGGCAGAAGAAUUUACUCUCCUUCCCUGUCCUGAGUGCAAUAUUUAUCAGGUUAAAAUUGGUAAACCGCGUUAUCUUCACAUGGGUGAAGUUGUAGAUGGAAUAGAUAUGAGGGCGGAGGUUGGACUUCUAAGUAGAAACAUCCUCAUUAAAGGAGAAAUGGAGGACUCCUGUGAUGGACAAAAUUUUUGCCACUUUUUCAGCUAUGAUACAUUUGGUGGACAGAUAAAGAUCCUAAGAAACUUCGCCUCAGUUCACCUGUCUGGCAUAGAGUUGACUAACAUGGGCCAGCAGAUACUUGGGAGUUACCCAAUACACUUUCACCUGGCUGGAGAUGUGGAUCAGAAAGGUGGAUACAAUCCGCCAACCUAUGUGGACAAUGUAGCCAUUCAUCACUGUUUCUCUAGAUGUGUUGCUAUACAUGCAACAAACGGUUUGCUGGUCAAAGAUACAAUCGGGUAUGACACACUUGGUCAUUGUUUCUUCCUGGAGGAUGGUGUGGAGCAGAGAAACAUACUAUAUCACAAUCUGGGUCUCCUUACCAAGCCAGGCACCAUCCUCCCUUCUGACCGCAAUGAAAUUAUGUGCAUUUCAAUCCGUAAUAGAGUUUGUGGAAAUUAUAUUCCAGUACCAAAUACUGACUGCAUGGCUGUCACAACAUUCUGGAUCUCCAAUCCGAACAACCAUCUCAUCAACAAUGCAGCUGCUGGUGCUCAGGAUGUGGGGGUAUGGUAUAUUUUCCACCGUGCCCCUACAGGAGAAUCUGUGGGUAAAUUUCCAGAGGGCCAAUCAGAGUUUACUCCCUUGGGAAUAUUUUAUAACAACAGAGUACAUUCCAACUUCAAGGCUGGACUCUUUAUUGACAAUGGAGUGAAGACAACCAAGUGCAAUGACAAUGAUCCCCGUGAAGUUCUUGCAAUAGAUUUUGCAAGGUUUCGACCACAUCAGAAUGCUGACCCAAGACAGCCACGUGUUCCUGCUGUUAUUGAUGGUCUUAUAGCCUUUAAAAACAAUGACCACGGAGCUUGGGCUAGAGGGGGAGACAUUAUAUUCCGCAACUCUGGGUUCUCUGAUAAUGGGAUAGGUCUGACUCUAGCAAGUGAUGGAACAUUUCCAACUGAUGAAGGAUCAAGCUUGGAAGUGACAAGAUCAGUCUUUGUUGGUGAAAGCAUUAAUGUGGGCUGCAAUGGAGGACAAAACAGAUACUGGGGGAAGGGUGCACAUGGAGAGUACAGAACACUGCCAAGAAACAGAACAUUUCCCAUCCGUGGAUUCCAGAUAUAUGAUGGUCCAGUCCGACUGACACAGUGCACAUUUAAGAAAUACUUAUCUUCCCAUGGUAGGUAUUGUAGUGCACUUGGAUUCUUCAUGAGGAACCCCUGGCAAAUCAGCCCUCAAAAUAAUGUAUCUCAAGUCAAGUUGGAGAGUAGUGUUAAUCUUGAGGUAUUUUUCGGCAAGCCAGGGCAGUGGUUUGGAACCAACAGUCUCGAUGGUGACUGGACUUCUAUUUUCCAUGAUUUGGAUGGUUCAGUGACUGGAUUUCCCGAUACAUUUGUAGCGAGGGCUGACAACUACCUGGUCCGCCAUCCAGGCUGCCUUAUUGUGCCAAGGUGGAAUGGUGUAAUCUGCACUGGCAAGUAUGCUCAGCUCUAUGUUCAAGCCUGGCAUCCAGAGAACCCAUCUCUCCUGAUUGCGAAGGAUUUGUAUCCAAGCCACCCACUGAAGCUGCAGGGUGUAAAUCGUAGGGCACCAUAUCAGCAGUACCAGCCUGUUGUCAUGCUCGAACAAGCCUACAUAUUAUCAUGGAAUGGUAGUACGCCUGAGCAGAUUGUCCUCUACCCAAUCAACUUUAACAGGGGGGACUGGAUCCAAGUUGGCCUUUGUUAUCCCAGAGGAACAGUUUUUAAAGUCAUGUCCGAUAUAAACCAACGACCAAAUGGAGGAGUACACAGUGUGAAACGGUACAAGGCGGCAUCAUCUUUAAGCAUUCUUCAAAAAAACCCAAGCAAGAGCCUGUAUUUUUUUGACUUCAGUUCUGGGAUUCUUUUUAUUAUCCUCCAAGCAAAACAUGUACGGAAAGGUCACAGUUACUGCUCCAAGCACGGGUGUGAGCGAGUGAGGAUCUUGGCACACAUCAACUCCUGGGAAACCAGCUCCUGCUUACAAAUGGGUUAUUCAAAGAAAGGCACAAGUGAUCUGGGCCAUCUCUCACCUCUCACUGGGCGAGUAGCUGCUUCCUGCAGUCAGUGUGGUGCACCACAGGUGAACGAUGAUGUUUUCCUCUUUGAGAAGCCGGGAUUGUUCUUUGUCACGAUAGAUGCAUGUUCUGGAGAGAUAUUGAGCAGGCAGCAUUUUGACACAGUCCAAGCACUGCCAGCAGCUGACUCCAUUGCUAAUUACAUCCAUGCAACCAUUCCAGAAAGGUCAAUUACUCUUGUCUGUUCAAGAGAUGAUUCUGGCUGGCCACUAAUCCAUGUGUCUUCAGCUUUUCUCAGGCUAGGUGCUGCAAAGCCGAUCAAAUUUUUCAUGGAAGGAAGUUUUGCUAUGUUAGGAUUCAAGGGCCAGCUGAAACCAGCAUGGAUUAAAAUUAUAAGCCACAGUGUUGGGCAGCUGGCUGCCUCCCUGCAGCAGUAUGUUCCAUUGAAACUCCAUGAAUACGGCUGUCCUGGAAAAGUGAAGGAAAAUCGGAGAGAUUUAAAGUUGUUUCAAGACUUAAUAUCUCCAAUCUAAUUUAUAAUGGCAAGCAAGGGAGAGAAUUUGUUGAGAUGUUGACAAUUUAAUUUUUGUAUCAUUUCUAUAAAUAAAUAUUAUGUACAUGAGCAGUGAGUAAAUGGUUUUACUUAAAGGUAAAUUAACUUGAUGUAAUAAAACCUGUGAGUGUGGAGAAGAGUAUACAAUAUCUUUGCUAUAGGUUACUUGCAUCUACAGAUGGAAGUUGACUUCUCAUUCUAAAGAAUGAACAGUUUCCAUCAACUAGACAAACAAUACAAUUCUGCCAUCUACAAACAAAAUGAAAAGUAGUCAUGUGCUUGUUGAUCCUUGGGGACAAAAUGUACUUUCUAACUUUCAGAUUACAAAAUUGUCAAUUUUACACAUUUUUAACCCCAAGUACGUUGGAAUAAAUCUUGAAUUGUUCAUGAGAAUGCCAGAAAUUGUGAAAAGUAGAACUGUUUAUAUAUCUAAACUUUUGUAGGUGGUACCCCAGACACCAGUGGUUUAUAAUGUUGAAAUCCUGCUGGCAUUCAUGAUAUCUGAUGUAUAAUGAAUGAGGUUUGCAUGCAGCUACUUUAUUGUAUAGAUCUUUUUAGAUUUGUAUUACUCAUUGUUUGUGUAGACAAAACUUCUUAAAAUAGAGACAUUUUAAAAACAAGGCUGGGUUUAAGAAGUUGCUGUAAAUUACAGUGAUGAAGUAUAAAGAUUGGGUGUAGUGUAUGAAACUGUAAUGCAAAACCAAUAUAAUCCUAGUAUAUACCACAUUGCGUGAAUGUUACCAUUAGAUUUUUGUAUAUGGAAAUUUUGGUGCUUUCAGUCACCUUUCAGAUUUGCAUUCUUGGAAGCUGUAUAUUAUAAAGUUACAAUUAAAGCUGUGCAUUGAACACAGGCACCUGUUUAAAGCUGAAAAACAUUUAUAUGAAUGACAUAAAUCAAAUUAAGUUUUGAAUUAAACUUGUAUCUUGUCUCAGUGUAAACUAAUUAUAUAUCAAGUUUAAUUACACAAAACAAGCUUGGUUAAUAAUUUUUAUUCACUGCUCAACUUUACUCAUGGAGUCAGAGAGAGACAGCAUGGAAACAGGCCAUUCAGCCCGAGUCUGCACCAACCAUCAACCACCUGUUUACACUAAUCCUACAAUAAUCCCAUUUAUUAUUCUCCUCACUUCCUCAUCAACUCCCCCUAAUUCUACCACUUACUGAUAUACUUGCAGCAAUUUACAGUGGCCAAUUAACAUUUGAACCAACAUGUCUUUUGGAUCUGAUUGGAAGCAAAGUUUAGUGUCUCACUUCAUGGUCAAAAUAGCAAGCUUAGAGCAAGAGAUUAGCAGGCACACUGAUGCUUUGUAUAUGGCGGGUAUUUAUUUCCAUGGAGCCAAUGUAGGCACAUUUUUCCCAAGUGACAUAGGAUGACACUUUCAGGAAAUAUGUCAGAUUUAUUAGUGUUUUGAGAUUGAAUAACCCUCACCCUGGAUAAGAGUAAGUAGAGUAAGGGCUGAUAUCUAAGCCUAGUUUGCCAGCUGUGAGUAUGGCAGGAAGGACAUUUUGCCUGUGAUGUACCAUUCGUCACAGCCAGUUCUGGAGCCUGUCAGCCCCAGAGACGACAGGGAAAAACAGUCUUUGUACAUUAAAGAUCUUAAACUCCAAUUCUGCUUUUGGGAACCAUACUAAUAUAAAACAAAAAUCAUGAGUCUUUAACAUCUGUAAACAUUUGUGUGCAAAAGUUCCAUCAGAUUGAGAGUAGUUUAACGGACACAGUCUCAAGGUUUUCUUUGUUUACUUUUCUGAUGCCCAGUUUUCCCACAGACACGUUGGGCUAAAGGGCCUGUUUCCAUGCGGUAUGAUUAUGAUUCAAUGACAUUGAGUUUUUGAAUUUGAGAAUAGGAUCACUUUGGCUGUGUUUAUGGAUUCAUUAUUUGUGGUCAGCACAGUGGUGCUACUGCCUCACAGUUCCAGUGACUCUGAUUCAAUCCUGACCUUUGGUGUUGCCUAUGUGGAGUAUGCACAUUCUCUCUGACUGCAUGGGAUUCCCCCAGGUGCUCCAGUUUUCACCCACAGCUCAAAGAUGUGCUGUUGGUAGGUUAAUUGGCUGCUAUAAAUUGCCCCUAGUGUGCAGGUGAGAAGUGGAAGUUAAGGUGAGGUUUUAUGGGAAUGUAAAGAGAAUAAAAAUGGAAUCGGUAUAGGAUUAGUGUAACUGGAUGCUUGAUUGUUGACAUGGAAGGCCAAAGGACCCAUUUCUGUGAUGUGUUUAUGACUCUAUGACUCUAAUUUUACAGUCUGAAAUUUAUAAUGUUGGUUAACCUUAAGCUUGAUAAAAAUGAAAUAGUACAUUCUCUGGAAGCUCUGAUGGAGUUCAACAAGCGGUCGGAGAUAGAGUUGGCCAGAUUCAUUGCAACUUGGUAGUUGAUCUGAAGUGCAGUACUUGGUCUGUUAAGAGCCACAUAAAAAUCUAUUAAUGUGAAUUCACAGACUAACAGUGUCCCUAUAUCUUAUGAACCAGGUUUCAAGUUGAUUAUUUUCAUGCUGUGCAAUCAAGUUUAGAUUCUUCCAAUGCCUGCUAAAUGAUCAGUAGCCAAUUAUUUUUAUUGUGAUGGUUUUCUGCUAUGUGUAUAAUUCCAGGGCUGUUUCCUAAAGUAUAUGCCAAAGAGUCUCUUAAGAAUUAAUUUUUGAACAAAAUAAUUGCUGUUAGUUUCUGUAAUAAGUGUACAUUCUCUGACUUGACAUGUUUCUUUAGGUAAAAUAAAAAUCUCUUCCUGAUGUUAUAUCCUUGCUCGCUUUCCCCCACCCAAUCAGCAAUAUAAACUUAAAAUUUUCAUCCCUGUGUUUACAUCCAUUCCAGGUCUUCCCUUUCUCUAUUUCCAGAAUCUGCUCCAAUCUACCCAUCCCAAACUCUCCCUUCCUCUAGCUCCUUAAACCCAAUUCUUCUACGUUUUCCUGCCUCCAAUUAAAACUUGUCCCUGCUGAAGCUCCUGGUCAUCUUUCCUAAUGUUCCCACCAUGGGCUCAGCAUCCACUUUCCAUUUUAAUAAUUGCUCUGUGAAGUUCUUUCAAAGUACCCUUCUAUAUUUGAGGAUCCUUGGAUCGAAUUUCUGCUUGUAAUGAUUCAAAUGCCAAUUGAACUCAAACAUUUUUAUAGUUUGGAGUGAGGAGUUUUCCCCGAGUUUCUGCUUAAAUGCCUAAGUAUGUUGCUAAAUGCAAAAUCUGCAAUGAGCCAAAGCAACUAGGCAGUAUUUAGUAAGUGUUUUUUUUUCAUAGUUUUACCUUAAAAAUACUUGAUGUAUUUCAGAGUGGUAACUGAGUACAGUUGAAAAUAGGCUUGUAUCAAUUUUCAUCAAUGUGUAGCUUACCACCUCUGAACAACUUAAGUAAAUGGAAAUUAUAUUUAUACUAUGCAUAGCCAAUCUUUUAUUAUUUCUUUCAUAAGUUAAUAUUUUUUUAAAACUUGCAUAUUAGUAUUAUUAAUUAUUAGCAUCUAAAAUUGAUAUAAGGGAGUAUAGGGUUGUGGAUGGACUGGAGAAACUAGAAUCAUUCUCUUUAGGACCGAUGAGGUUGCGAGAUGACUUGAAAGAAAUGUUUAAAAUCAUGAAGUGCCAAGACAGAGUAGAUAAACUGUUCCUAUUAGCAGAGGGGUCAAGAACAAAGGGAUAUAAAAUCAAGGUGAAUGGCAGAGGAACCAAAAUUAAGAUGGGGGAAUAUCUUUUUAUGCAACAAACGGUUAGAGUCUGGAAGGGUAGAAAGGAGUUCUUCUAAUUAUAAAUUCCGAUCAAAACUCAUAGACUUGAAACACUAACUCUGUUCCUGUCUUCACAGAUGCUGUCUGACCUCCUAGGUAUUUGCAGCAUUUUUUUUAUUUCAGAUUUCCAGCACCUGCCUUUUUUUUUCUUUUCCAAAUAUGAAAAUCCCACUGAGCUCACAUCAACAAUAUAAUUGUCUACAGGUCUGGUCUCCAGACUCAAGGAAGGAUAGAGAGUGCAGCAAAAGUUCACCCGAUUUGAUUCCAGGGACAGGAGGUUUAUUGUGAGAAGAGAUUAAGCAGACUGCCACCAAACUCCCACAAGCUUACAAGAAUAAGA
Pristis pectinata (smalltooth sawfish) is the source of this 9691-nucleotide messenger RNA. RefSeq names its product cell surface hyaluronidase-like. The transcript is spliced from 25 exons. The coding region runs from base 1027 to 5640 and encodes 1537 amino acids. NCBI's taxonomy places the organism in Eukaryota, Metazoa, Chordata, Chondrichthyes, Rhinopristiformes, Pristidae. The record is from RefSeq and is a predicted model, not a curated record.